This is a messenger RNA of Lottia gigantea (owl limpet), 672 nucleotides long. RefSeq lists its product as hypothetical. Gene Ontology annotation, biological process: base-excision repair. Gene Ontology annotation, molecular function: DNA-(apurinic or apyrimidinic site) endonuclease activity; zinc ion binding; damaged DNA binding. Gene Ontology annotation, cellular component: nucleus. Lineage: Eukaryota; Metazoa; Mollusca; Gastropoda; Lottiidae. The record is from RefSeq and is a predicted model, not a curated record. The annotation marks the transcript as partial. The transcript is spliced from 5 exons.
GGAACAAAGAGAGAAGAGUUAAGUGUCAGUGAACAGAAAAAGCAAACCGACAGCAAUGAGUUGGUGGAAAGAAAAUUAGAUGAUGUCGUCACUUUAGGGAAGGAAUUAUUUAUGAUUUUUGGAGACAAAUGCUUAAGGCUUCAUUUUCUAAUGAAUGGAUCUCACAGAAUAUCAGAAAGUGGUAACAUGGUUUUAACUGGUAAGAAGAUACCACCAGUGCUAGAAGUUUAUUUUGGACCUACUGUCUUAUUCUUUUAUGAGUCUUCUUUUGAUGUUAGAUCAAGUGAGCAAUGCAUCAGUCGUUUUGAAGAACUGAAAGACGUCGACAUCUGUUCACCAACCUUCAAUCAGAAGAGAGUGGUUGCUAUGGUAACAGAACAGAAAGGGAGACAACUCUGUGAUGUUUUGUUAGAUCAGAAUAUUUUACCAGGCGUAGGAAACAUUAUUAAGAACGAGGCUUUGUUUGAUAGUGGCAUCAACCCCUGUGUUCGGGUUGAUCAAUUGAAGCCAAACCAUAUUUCACACAUCAUCAAAAUGACCAGAGAUUUUACGAUGAUCUUUUACAAGUUUUAUCAGUUAUCAAGAUCCAUGCCAAGAGGUUUAGUCAAGAACCAGCUGGUAGAAAGGAUCCUCAUUAUUCCAGUCAACCCAGCUGUAAAAGGGUACAGAUAA